Molecule: messenger RNA, 3609 nt
Organism: Nomascus leucogenys (northern white-cheeked gibbon)
Lineage: Eukaryota; Metazoa; Chordata; Mammalia; Primates; Hylobatidae
Gene: FOXN1
Product: forkhead box N1
Biological process (GO): regulation of transcription by RNA polymerase II
Molecular function (GO): DNA-binding transcription factor activity, RNA polymerase II-specific; transcription cis-regulatory region binding
Source: RefSeq, a predicted model, not a curated record
GUUUUGGCAGCAGCCCCUCCGGGCAAGGGGAAGCUGAUAUCAUAAUUAUUGGCUCACCUGGCAGCUGCCUCCCCUCACCUGAUGUCAGCACAGACACAGGACGGCCAAGCUGACGGACUGACAGACGGACAGAGCUCCUGGCCCCCCAGACCCGGGCCCCCACGCCGACCUGCUUCACUGAGCAGGCCAGGACUGGGUGAUGGUGUCGCUACCCCCGCCGCAGUCUGACGUCACACUGCCGGGCCCCACCAGACUGGAGGGCGAGCGCCAAGGGGACCUCAUGCAGGCGCCGGGCCUCCCAGGCUCCCCUGCCCCACAGAGUAAGCAUGCCGGCUUCAGCUGCUCGUCAUUUGUGUCCGACGGCCCUCCAGAGAGGACACCCUCACUGCCCCCACACAGCCCCCGCGUUGCGUCACCAGGGCCCGAGCAAGUCCAGGGCCACUGCCCAGCCGGCCCCGGCCCCGGCCCCAUCAGGCUCUCACCCUCAGACAAGUAUCCUGGCUUUGGCUUUGAGGAGGCCCCAGCAAGCAGCCCUGGGCGGUUCCUCAAGGGCAGUCACGUGCCCUUCCACCCGUACAAGCGGCCUUUCCAUGAGGACGUCUUCCCAGAGGCCGAGACCACCCUGGCCCUCAAUGGACACUCCUUUAAGACCCCAGGGCUGCUGGAGGCCUUCGAGGAGAUCCCAGUGGACGUGGCGGAGGCCGAGGCCUUCCUGCCUGGCUUCUCAGGAGAGGCCUGGUGUAACGGGCUCCCCUACCCCAGCCAGGAGCAUGGCCCCCAAGUCCUGGGUUCAGAGGUCAAGGUCAAGCCCCCAGUUCUGGAGAGUGGUGCUGGGAUGUUCUGCUACCAGCCUCCCUUGCAGCAUAUGUACUGCUCCUCCCAGCCCCCCUUCCACCAGUACUCGCCAGGUGGCGGCAGCUACCCCGUACCCUACCUGGGCUCCUCACACUAUCCGUACCAGCGAAUGGCACCCCAGGCCAGCACCGAUGGGCACCAGCCUCUCUUCCCAAAACCCAUCUAUUCCUACAGCAUCCUCAUCUUCAUGGCCCUUAAGAACAGUAAAACUGGGAGCCUUCCCGUCAGCGAGAUCUACAAUUUUAUGACGGAGCACUUUCCUUACUUCAAGACAGCACCUGAUGGCUGGAAGAAUUCUGUCCGGCACAACUUAUCGCUCAACAAGUGCUUCGAGAAGGUGGAGAACAAAUCAGGAAGUUCCUCCCGCAAGGGCUGCCUGUGGGCCCUCAAUCCAGCCAAGAUCGACAAGAUGCAAGAGGAGCUGCAAAAGUGGAAGAGGAAAGACCCCAUUGCUGUGCGCAAGAGCAUGGCCAAGCCAGAAGAGCUGGACAGCCUCAUUGGAGACAAGAGAGAAAAGCUGGGCUCCCCACUCUUGGGCUGUCCGCCCCCUGGGCUGUCCGGCUCAGGCCCCAUCCAGCCCCUGGCACCCCCAGCUGGCCUCUCCCCACCGCUGCACUCACUCCACCCAGCUCCAGGCCCCAUUCCUGGCAAGAACCCCCUGCAGGACCUACUUGUGGGGCACGCACCCUCCUGCUAUGGGCAGACAUACUUGCACCUCUCACCAGGCCUGGCCCCUCCUGGACCCCCGCAGCCAUUGUUCCCACAGCCGGGCGGGCACCUUGAGCUGCGGGCCCAGCCAGGCACCCCCCAGGACUCGCCUCUGCCUGCCCACACCCCACCCAGCCACAGUGCCAAGCUACUGGCCGAGCCUUCCCCAGCCAGGACUGUGCAUGACACCCUGCUGCCAGAUGGAGACCUUGGCACUGACCUGGAUGCCAUCAAUCCCUCACUCACUGACUUCGACUUCCAGGGAAAUCUGUGGGAACAGUUGAAGGAUGACAGCUUGGCCCUCGACCCGCUGGUACUGGUGACCUCAUCCCCGACAUCAUCUUCGAUGCCGCCACCCCAGCCACCACCCCACUGCUUCCCCCCUGGGCCUUGUCUGACAGAAACAGGCAGUGGGGCAGGUGACUUGGCACCCCCGGGCAGUGGGGGCUCCGGGGCACUGGGUGACCUGCACCUCACCACCCUCUACUCUGCCUUUAUGGAGCUGGAGCCCACGCCCCCCAUGGCCCCUGCAGGCCCCUCUAUGUACCUCAGCCCCAGCUCCAAGCCCAUGGCCCUGGCAUGAGCUGUGCCCAGCAUCGUCGGCUCCAGCGUUUGCCUGGUCUGGAAGUCCUGGCUGGCCGCCCACAUCGGGCUCAUCUUAAAGGUCAAGGAAGGAAAAUACUACCUGUCCCCUAUGCCACUAAGCCAAUGUAUGUGUUAGCUGGUAGCUGGGGGCACAGAGGACAUCAUCUGGGGUGCUGCCUCUCACACAUUUCUGCCAUGUGGUGGCCCAGCUCCUCACCCAGGGCCCCCAAAGAGCAAGUGUCUGGGCAAGAAGAAAAUGCACUGUCCCUAACUCACACUCAUCCACACUUAAGCCCUCGUGCACACUCAUGAAUUAUUCAGAUGUACACCCACCCACAUAUCUUACAGCCAGAGGAACCAGCACUCCAUCACUGAGAGGCCGACUUCGUUUCUGGGGCAACUGAGAGCUGAGGGCUUUGCUUACCAAAAGCUCAGGGCCCUGUGCCAGGCCAAAGAUCCCCCCAGACCCCCAUUCUGACAUCCACAUGCUCUGCAGGCCUGGCCCCACCGUCAUUUUCUUUCCCAGAAGAUCCCUGUAUUUAUUCCCCCAUCUUCAUCCCAACAGCCCAGCAAGAAGGAGGACAUAGACAGCCCCUCCCUGGGUUGUCUGUGGACCCCCCAAGGAGCUGCUAAUUGGCAGCACCUGCUCAGCCAGGCUCUACCCAUCCUUAGUACAUGCUCUGUCCAGCUUUCCCCAGGGUGACAUACAGAAGGGGCAACAUCUACCCGGGCACCAAACUGAGCCCAAUUCCGAAGCAGUGUUUGGAAAAGCCCUUGCCCUCGGAAACUUGAACAUGUCCUUUUGCCCGAGUCCCGGGUGCAGGAAGUGCCCCUCCAGGUCACCACAAUCUCACUCCUCCUCCAGAAAGAAAAGUUCACAUAGUUUAGGUCCCGGCUUAACUCUACUUAUGAUGGUUCAACUUACACUUUUUCAACUUUAAGAUGGUGCAAAAGCAAUACACAUUCAGUGUGUUCCUCAACUUAGGAUGCGGUUAUGUCCAAUAAACCCACCGUAAAUUGAAACCACCGAAAAUCAAAAACCACUUUCGAAUUACAAUGUUUCCCACUCAUGAUGGGUUUCUCCGGAUGUAGCCCCAUGGUAAGUUGAGGAGCACCUGUUAGUUACUUCCAACUGUCUCAGGCAACCUGGGCAUUCAGGAGAAAAGCCUGGCACAGGGUGGCAGGGAAGCACACAUGCAAAGCAUCCCCGCUUUGACUGCUUGGCAGACCUAGGGUGCCCGGGAAGCAUAAGGGAUACCCCUGGCCCUGCGGGGUGUGGCCCAGGUGCCUGCCAUGAGCCUGACCCCACCAAGGGGGAACCUCAGCCCACCCUGGGCCUGGGGGUGACGAGAACUUCCAGAGGUUGGCCCCAGGCUCAUAGGAGGCAUAAGCAGAUCAUGAGAUGGCUUGUCAUUGUCCCCUGUCCUGGAACAAUAAAGCAAGUGCCUUGUGGUCUCACUA